Messenger RNA from Klebsormidium nitens, 327 nucleotides. The record is from the annotation of a GenBank genome assembly. Lineage: Eukaryota; Viridiplantae; Streptophyta; Klebsormidiophyceae; Klebsormidiales; Klebsormidiaceae.
AUGGGGAGCUUAAAGAUAACGAUGGAGCCUCUCUCGGAGGGGAACUACCACUCCUGGUCGAUCAAGAUGAAGAGUUAUCUGAUCACCAAGAGUCUGUGGAAGGGGGUAACGGAUCCUUCAGCAAACGCUGAGGAGUCAGAGCUGGCGUUGGCUCUGAUCACGUUAAACGUGGCAGAUCAUCUGCUCGGGAGCCUGUCAGAGCUUGCAAACGUUGGGAAAGCGUGGAAGCAGCUGGAGAGUACUUUCAAGAGCAAGAGCGUGGCUCGGAAGUUGCAGCUAAAGAGGGAGCUGCAGACACUCAAGAUGAAGGGAGAGGAGAGUGUCACU